AUGAAGUCGAACAACGAGAACAAUUAUGUACGAGUGUCAUACAACAACUUUGUAACUACACGCAAUCGACAAUUCGGAAAUGAGAUCACAAACAUACAACGAGUACCAACUCGAUCUACAUCGCAAUUCCUCUGUUCCAAACCCAUGUUGAAGAUAGAAGAAGAAAUUCCUCUUCCUGUUCCUGAAUUCGUAAAUCCAUAUGUUGCUGAUAUCUUCGAAUAUCUACGUGUCAAUCAACAUAAAUUCAUGUGUUAGACUCCCUUCUACAUGAAUUUACAAUUAGACAUUACCAAUUAAAUGCGUUCAAUUCUAAUUGACUGGCUAGUCGAUGUGCAUCUCAAAUUUAAGUUGUAAUCAGAAACCCUCUAUAUGACCAUCAAUUUAAUUGAUCGCUACCUUGCCAAAAAUACAAUCAUGCGAAAUAAACUCCAACUUGUCGGAAUUGCCUCCCUCUUCAUAGCAUCCAAAUUUGAAGAAAUCUAUGCUCCUGAACUUAAGGAUUUUGUAUGCGUUUGUGACAAUGCAUACACUAAAGAAGAAAUACUUGAAAUGGAAAGCAAAAUUUUAUUAACAAUCUAAUUCCACUUGACUUCCACUUCCCCACUCAAAUUCCUUGAAAGACAAAUUUCUGGAGCCAAUCUCUGUGACAAAAUCAAUUUUGCUUCCAGAAUGAUUCUAGAAUUAUCUCUCCUAGACAUCAGAUGUCUCAAAUUUUCAUCAUCCCUAUUAGCUACGACUGCCAUACUCUUAGCCAUUAAUCUACUUCGAUCACCAUAAGUAUUGCCCUCCUCACUUCAUUAUGUUGACAACCAAGAAGAUCUUAGACAGUGUUUAUAAGAAUUUCUCCCUGUCAUCAAAUUAUUAUAAAGCAGUAAUAUGACUGCAAUCAAAAGAAAGUAUUCUCUUGACAAAUAUAAUAAAAUUGCUGAGCAAAUCAUGACAAUCUUACAUAAUUAAAAAUGAACUAUAAACAAUUAAUAUAUAUGUAUACUUAUUUAUAACCAAUA
This is a messenger RNA of Paramecium tetraurelia, 1007 nucleotides long. RefSeq lists its product as uncharacterized. Gene Ontology annotation, biological process: mitotic cell cycle phase transition; regulation of cyclin-dependent protein serine/threonine kinase activity. NCBI's taxonomy places the organism in Eukaryota, Ciliophora, Oligohymenophorea, Peniculida, Parameciidae. Gene Ontology annotation, cellular component: cytoplasm; nucleus; centrosome. Gene Ontology annotation, molecular function: cyclin-dependent protein serine/threonine kinase regulator activity. The transcript has 3 exons. The record is from RefSeq and is a predicted model, not a curated record.